Messenger RNA from Pleuronectes platessa (European plaice), 1311 nucleotides. RefSeq names its product elongation factor 1 (gene elof1). NCBI's taxonomy places the organism in Eukaryota, Metazoa, Chordata, Actinopteri, Pleuronectiformes, Pleuronectidae. The record is from RefSeq and is a predicted model, not a curated record. Gene Ontology annotation, molecular function: RNA polymerase II complex binding. The transcript is spliced from 4 exons. Gene Ontology annotation, biological process: transcription elongation by RNA polymerase II. Bases 275 to 526 code for a protein of 83 amino acids. Gene Ontology annotation, cellular component: transcription elongation factor complex.
CAUCACCCUCCUCCUCCUCCUCUUCCUCCUCUUCUACACACCAUCCCUCAGGUGAGACCUCGUCCUCGCGUCGGUGUCACUCAUUAAAACCACCGACAUGAAACACAUCGUUCUACACGUGAACUGGAAACGGGUUCGAGUCCAGAUGCUAGCAGCUGUUAGCGUUAGCCUCGCUAGCAUGUAGCUGUUCCUGAGUGUUUUCCUCCUGGAAGCUGAGAUGAUGAGAUGAAGCUCACAGGAGGAGAAUCCAACCAAUCAGAUACAGGCGUUGAAGAUGGGGCGCAGGAAGUCCAAGAGGAAGCCGCCUCCCAAGAAGAAGAUGACGGGGAACCUGGACACCCAGUUCACCUGCCCGUUCUGCAACCACGAGAAAUCCUGCGACGUGAAGAUGGAACGGACGCGGAACACGGGGAUCAUAUCGUGCAGCGUCUGUUUGGAGGAGUUCCAGACGCCCAUCACCUAUCUGUCCGAGCCCGUGGACGUCUACAGCGACUGGAUCGACGCGUGUGAAGCAGCCAAUCAGUAGUCCCGUCUCCCUGUGACUCCUCCCUUACCUCACGCUUCACCUCUGGUUUGGCGAAUCAGCUCCUGUCUGUCCCACCGUCCCUUCCCGUCAGAGACACGCUGGGAGACACGCCCCCUCUGGCUGGGCCGGAGGCCGGACAGUAACGUGUCAGCGUCACGGCUUCAGGAUCAUUUUCUCAUUUCACUGAUGAAAAGUGUUGUUUCCUUUCACAGAAGAUGAAAGAUGCUCUGACAUUCUCCGUAUUAAACCGUCAUAUUAUUAUUAAGUUUAUAAUAUAACCUGACUUUUUUAGUAUUUAUAUUAUAAAGAAUCAUUCCUUUCUUUAGGUCGUAUGCAGAAUAUACUCACGUACACAAGUGUUAGUGUGUUUCUGUUUUCAUCCCUGUUACAAAAUGCACUGAAUCAUUAUGAUGGUUUCUCCUUUUUUACAUUAUUAUGUAUUUGUACUGCUAGAUUUUAAUUUUCCUUUUGAAAACCACAAACAUGUAUUGUCUUUUACACUCUUGUGUAUUUCACCUGUACUGUGUUAAUUUGAUGUAACGACAAUGAUGAGAAAAUGAACCAGAAAAAAGUAUUUUUCAAGUGUUUUAUUGCACAAAUGUGGCGUAAAGAAGAAAAGAGGUUAGCGCAGAUGUGUAGUUUGAACAAAUGUUGAAACACAUGAGGACGAAGUUGUUUCUGCCAUUCUGAAUAUCAUGGUGUGAUAAUUAUGAUUCAUUCUCACAUUGGAUCGAUUUAAAAAGAAGUUUGGUCGUUUGAUGGAUUAAAAAAAAAAUAUCUGAAAA